Drosophila elegans is the source of this 1529-nucleotide messenger RNA. It is a transcript of the gene Ser7, whose product is annotated as serine protease easter. Gene Ontology annotation, molecular function: serine-type endopeptidase activity. The transcript is spliced from 3 exons. Gene Ontology annotation, biological process: proteolysis. The record is from RefSeq and is a predicted model, not a curated record. The coding region runs from base 106 to 1344 and encodes 412 amino acids. Lineage: Eukaryota; Metazoa; Arthropoda; Insecta; Diptera; Drosophilidae.
GCCGUUUGCCAGAGAUCAGUUGAUUGCCAGCCACCGGGGACUCGAGACACUUCGCCAGCGACUCGAGAAUCAAUCAGAGCGUUGAAUAGCAUUUGAUCUGGGAAAAUGGCAAAAUUGCAGCUCUUGUUUACAACCCUUUUGCUGGCCUUUUUGUGCUCUGAGGCCCAGCAAUUUGGCAAAGCCAUCAUGCAUUUCGGCAACUGCAACUCGGCGGAAUUCGGCAGAGGCACCUGUAUCGAGAAAAAGGACUGCGACUUCUACGCCGUGGAUAAACUCACGGAUUUUGCCAGCAAACAACAGUGUUUCUCCCGCCAGCGACCAGAUCUGGUUUGCUGUCCCCGCGAGACGAACAUCAUACCGCCACUGGGUCCUCGGAUCGCGAAUGACACCACCGCCGGUGGGGUGAACACCAGCUCCAGCACCCAUAUUGUGCCCAGCACCAGUACGCCGUUGAGACUGGUGGCCCGGACCACGCCACGCCCACCCACGGGCGUGGAUCAACUGCCCCAGCAUCCGUACUGCGGAUCGGCCUUCUCGUUCCGCGUGGUGGGUGGCGUGAACACGGGCCUCUUUGAGUUUCCCUGGACCACGCUGCUAGAGUAUGAACUGCUGGGCGGUGGCAAGGACUUUGCCUGCGGGGCCUCCUUCAUAGCGCAGCGAUGGCUCCUCACGGCGGCCCAUUGUAUACAAACGCCGGGCAGGAAUCUCACGGCGGCAGUGUUGGGCGAAUGGAACCAGGACACGGAUCCGGACUGCGAGAAUAACCUGAGUGGCGUGAGGGAAUGUGCUCCACCGCACAUUCGCGUGACCAUAGAUCGCAUUCUGCCACACGCGCAGUACUCAGAUAAGACCUAUGUGAAUGACAUAGCUUUGCUGCGAUUGUCGCGUCCUGUGAACUGGCUGCAAAUGCAAUACUUAGAACCCGUUUGCCUGCCGCCACAAAGAGGCAAGUUGGCCAAUCGACUAGUAGGCUCAGCUGCCGAUGUUUCGGGCUGGGGCAGAACGGAGUCGAGUGGCAGCAGCAAGAUCAAGAGGAAGGCCAUGCUGCAUGUUCAGCCGCAGGAUCAGUGCCAGGAGGCCUUCCUCAAGGAGUCCAAGAUCGAGCUGACGGACAACCAGAUGUGUGCUGGCGGUGAAAUCGGCGUGGAUUCGUGCAGCGGCGAUUCCGGUGGACCACUCACCGUGGAGGCCAACACCCCGAGGGGCAAUCGAUAUGUCUACCUGGCCGGAGUGGUCUCCUUUGGUCGGGAUCACUGUGGCACGGCCCUCUUUUCGGGGGUCUACACUCGGGUCAGCAGCUACAUGGACUGGAUCGAGGACACCAUCAGGGCCAACCGCGUUUGAGCAAGCGAUUACACACCCAUAUUGUGACAUUCGAGGACAUUAAAACGAAUUUUUUUCAUAUUUAUUAUAAUUUUUUGUAUUUAAAUCGCAUUGUGGAGAAAGAACCCUAAAUGAUAUUACCAUUUGAUAAACACCAAUAUGAGAUGAAAUCUAAACAAUAAAUUUUCAAUAUUGAAAUACAUUAA